Molecule: messenger RNA, 1987 nt
Organism: Paramecium sonneborni
Lineage: Eukaryota; Ciliophora; Oligohymenophorea; Peniculida; Parameciidae
Source: the annotation of a GenBank genome assembly
AUAAAAAUAUUAAUGAAUUUAAAUUAUAUUGACAAUUAUUGUUAAGCAGUAGAUGUCUCAUAAUAAAAAUAAAAACCAUCUAGCAUUCAUUAUUCACAUAGAGAAUAUACUUUUGCUCCUUAGAAUUAUAAUUAGAUUGGUAAUUAGAAUACUAAAAAAUCUAAUCAAGAUUCAAAUUAUAUUAAUAAUUACCAUAAUAGUAGCCUACCACCUAACAAUUAUACUAAAAAGAAAUCACCAAGUUAACCUAAUUCAUAUUUGAAUAAAUUGAAAUAAUAAUAUGCUCCAUUAUAAUCAACUUAAUCAACACAUUAUAGUAAUCAUAAUCAAUCAAUUGAGAGUGAACACUAAUCUUAUGAAUAAUUAAUUGUUUAUAAUAACUUAUUGAAAUUGGAGUUGGAAAAAAAAUUGUUUAAUUGUGGGGUUUUUGUUAUCAAAUAAAACAGUGGAAAAUGUGUUGAUUUUUAUAUGGAAUUGAAAAAAUAGAAAGAUAAUUAUGAAAAAUAAAUUUAAAAUUUAUAAGUAAUAAUAUAAAAUUAUGAGAACAAUAUAAAUGAAUAAGUGGACUUUAAAGAAUAUUAAAGAUAGAAUUAAGAAUUAAGUACAUCUAUUGAAUAAGCUAUUUCUAAACUUACAUUAGCAAAUUAAACAAUUAAUUAAUUAGAAUAAGAAAAAGAAUCUUUAUUAGAUUAUGUUGAUAAAUAGAAAGAUAUUGCUGAAUAAUUAAAAUAACAAAAUGAUUAAAAAGAUUUAAAAUAAAAGGAAGCAAAAAUAAUGAUUUUAUAAUUAUAAAAGUAGAUUGAAUAGUAUAAUGUUGAAUUGAUGGAGAAGGAGGAUUUCAUAAAAGAACUAAAUGAAAUGUAAAAUAGAAGCAAAAGUUUAUUAUAAGAUGAAAUUAUGAAAUAUCAAUCAUAAAUUACUAUAUUGCAAAGAUAACUAUAAGAUUAUGAAUAGCAAAAUAAAGAUUUAAGUAGGAAAUUUAAUGAUAGUGCAUCUUAAAUUUAAAUGAUUGUUAGACAAUCUGAUGAUAAACAAAGUUAAUUAUAAUUUACUCAGAUUUAGGAUAAUCAAAGUGUUUGUGAAUUUGAUAGUAAUUUAAAAUCAUCAAGAAAUACUAAUUUUAUUCAAAAAUAAUAAUAAGGUUUAGAUUAGAUGAUUAGAAUCAAUAAAUAAACUCUUUAAGAUUUUUAAUAGUAAUUGAUUUUGCAUUAGAAAUUAGGAGAGUAUUAAGAGAAGUUAAACAAUUAAUUAUUUUAGAUAGAAUAGUAGAAUAAAUAAUUAAUUACAAUAACUUAAUAGUAUUAAGAGUUACUCUAAUAAAAUUCAGAUAUCAUAGAGAAGGAAGCUAAUUUAAAUUAGUAGAUUUAUGAUUUAAAUUAGACUGUAGAAAAACUUUAAUAGGAAAGACAAGAAUAAGUUGAAUAAAUGGAAUAGUUAUAAUAAUAGAUAAUAGAUUAAAAUUAAAUAAAUUAAGACUUGAAUAAUUAAUACUUUAAAUAGAUUGAUGAGUUGUAAAAUGUGAAUUAGAUAUAACAAAAAUAUAAUACAUUAUAAAUAAAAGUAUAAGCAGAUGUGGAAUAUUAUGAAAAGUAAAUAUAUUAUAUAUAAUAGUUUAAUAAUUGAUUUUAAUUCCUAAUUAAUCAAAAUUUAGAAAAAGAUUGAAGAAAUAUUUGGAAAAUUAUAAAUUUUUGAUAUAAGUAAGAUUUAAAUGAAUGAGAUUUCAGCAAAUACAAUUUUGUUAUCUCUUGAUCAUCUUGAUAGUUUGAUUAGCAGAAAUAUUAAUUGUAAUAAAAUUUAACUAAAUACUUCAAAUAUUAUGAAUAAUACUUAGUUAAAUUUUUCAACUAAUUAGACACCUACAAACAUGGUGUAAAAUAGCAAAUAUUUUUCAAAUGAUUAUUUCGAUAGCAAUUAAAAAAACAGCAUGUUAAGUAACUAAAGCAAUUAUAAUAAACCAUAUUUAGUUAAAAGGAAUUACUAUUUAUGA